AUGUUGGGCCCGCGUCUGAUCCGUCCGGCGACGACCGCGCUGACGCGACCGUUCAGCUCCUCCGUCGCGGCGUACCGCGCGCCUUCCAUCAGAGACCUGACCGCGAAUUCGACGGAGGAGUUCAACCGCCGGCAGAAAGAGUUUCGCGAGAACCUCGAGGAGGCUCGCAAGAGAAAAGAACUGCAAGAGAGUCAGUCUGUCGAUGCUUCUGCUUCUGCCCCUGCAUCCUCCUUCUCUUCCUUUGAUCCUACUUCCCGUGAGUCUGCUCCCACUGCUCCGCACGUGAGCAAUGCGAGCUUUUACGAACGAGUUCGCCCCGCUUAUGACGCCGCGGAGACGCUUGACCAUGGGGCACUGGGCUCACUCGCCAUGCACCGCUAUCUAGGAGAAGAAACCACUGCGGAGUCCGGGUCGAAGCGCGGCCCUCUAUCUUCCCUGAUCUACGGUACCAAGGAGGGUCAGCACUUCGACAAGGAUAUCGAGCGAUCUUUCUCGCAGGUCCUCGCCCGUGGCAAAUAUGUCCACUCGAUCGUCUUUCACGAAGUCAAGCCCGACAAGGUGGACGAGUACGUGGACUUGGUCGGCCAGUGGUACCCUCGCAUGGCGGGUGCCGAGGAGAACCGCGUCAACCUCGUGGGCAGUUGGCGCACUCAGGUCGGCGACAACGACACGUUCGUUCACAUUUGGGAAUAUCAAAGGUAUGAGGGCUACCAUGCCUCUCUACACAACAUUGCCAGUCAUCCCGAGUUCCCCGACUUUGACCGCAAGCUCAAGAGCUUGAUCAAGAGCAAGAAGACCUCGUUGAUGCAGGAGUUCUCCUUCUGGCCCACCACCCCGCCCCGGAAGCUGGGCGGUUUGUUCGAACUUCGAUCGUACACCCUCCACCCCGGUAACCUGUUGGAAUGGGAGACGCAUUGGCGUCGGGGUCUGCACGCCCGACGGGAGGUGAUGGAGGGAGUGGGUGCAUGGUUUGUGCAGAUUGGUGAUCUCAACACGGUCCAUCAUCUGUGGCAGUUUGCCAACCUGGAGGAGCGAAAGGUCCGCCGGGAGCAGUCCUGGGGGGUGGAAGGUUGGGCGGAGACGGUGCAUAAGACGGUUCCUUUGAUCCAGAGCAUGCAAAGUCGGAUUCUGGUCCCGAUGCCGUGGAGCCCCGUCGGUUAA
Molecule: messenger RNA, 1161 nt
Organism: Penicillium oxalicum
Lineage: Eukaryota; Fungi; Ascomycota; Eurotiomycetes; Eurotiales; Aspergillaceae
Product: NIPSNAP family protein
Exons: 2
Coding region: 1-1161 (386 amino acids)
Cellular component (GO): mitochondrion
Source: RefSeq, a predicted model, not a curated record